CUGCGUCUCUAUGGUUCCGGGGCGCCGCAUUGGACCGGAAGUGGCGGGAAAGUCAGCGAGGAGGCCGCCGCCUGAGGAUGCCCACCGCCAAGCAGCUGGCCGACUUCGGGUACAAGGCCUUCUCGGGCUCCAUGAUGGUGCUGACCCUGUACGGCGCCUUCCUGUGCAGCGCCCGCGCCUACCGUUUCUUCCAGCGCCGCAGCGCCCUGCGCCAGGCGGCCGAACAACAGGCCGACCCGCCCGCCCUGCGAGACUGACGGCCUCGGACCCCCCGCCCGCCGCGCCCGGCCAUGUUGGGGGGCGACGCACCCGGAUGAAACGGAUCCGGUCGAACUCAUCGCCCGGCUCGUCCACGGUCACCCCCCCCAUCCACGCCCCCCAACGGGUACCGAGAAGAGAGGGAGCAUCCCCUCUCCCCUGAGCUUCGUCCCGGAGAUGGGGCGGGGAUAAUAACUGUUAUAUGUAAGUGAUUAAUAAUAAUAAUUAAGGUAUUUUU
Tachyglossus aculeatus (Australian echidna) is the source of this 496-nucleotide messenger RNA. RefSeq names its product cytochrome c oxidase assembly protein COX14. The record is from RefSeq and is a predicted model, not a curated record. NCBI's taxonomy places the organism in Eukaryota, Metazoa, Chordata, Mammalia, Monotremata, Tachyglossidae. The transcript has 2 exons. Gene Ontology annotation, biological process: mitochondrial respiratory chain complex IV assembly. The coding region runs from base 78 to 257 and encodes 59 amino acids. Gene Ontology annotation, cellular component: mitochondrion.